ACACUAACACACACUAACACACACACACCUACGCUUCACUUCACAAAUUAACAUACCCAGCAGGUGAUUUAGAAGAAGGCUGCUGGUCACAGGAUUUCAGAGUAAUGUUGAUCUGUUGAGAACAAAUGGAAAGCGUGUGAUGGAGCUGAUAUGAUGUUUGUUCUGAGGCUGCUCAGAUAAGGUGUGGUACUGAGCUGUCCCCUGCAGGUGUGCAGGCAGCGGAGGACACGGACCCGACACCACCUGCUGCUACAGAGGAGAAGCCAGGGACACCAGAAGAAGAUGAACUGGGGUUUUCUGGAGAGCGUCCUGAGUGGGGUGAACAAGUACUCCACUGUGAUUGGCCGCAUCUGGCUCUCUGUGGUCUUUCUCUUCAGGAUCUUGGUGUACGUGGCGGCGGCCGAGCAGGUGUGGAAGGACGAACAGAAGGACUUUGUGUGCAACACGCAGCAGCCCGGCUGUGAGAACGCCUGCUUCGACCACUUCUUCCCCAUCUCCCAGGUGCGUCUCUGGGCUCUGCAGCUCAUCAUGGUGUCCACCCCGUCCCUGCUGGUGGCCCUGCAUGUGGCCUACAGGGAGCACCGCGAGGCCAAGCUCAAGCGAAAACUGUACCAGGACAAAGGGAGCAUCGACGGAGGUCUUUUCUGCACCUACACCGUCAGCCUGGUCUUCAAGACGGCCUUCGAGGUGGGCUCCCUGCUCGCUUUCUACUUCCUAUACAACGGCUUUGAGGUGCCCAUACUGCUGCAGUGCAGUGAGAGUCCGUGCCCCAACACGGUGGACUGUUUCAUUGGCAAAGCCACGGAGAAGAAGAUCUUCCUCUACAUCAUGGGCUGCACCUCCAUCCUGUGCAUCGCUCUGAACUUCGUGGAGCUCAUGUACAUUGUGUGGAAGCAGCUGUGGAAGUUAUUCAGCAAGCGGUACAUCCCUGUGAACCAGAAGCCUCCCAGUCACACCAAGCCACCUGGUUCCAUUGUCAACAGGUUCGCCACAGCUGAGCCCACAGCAAACACAGAGAUCAGCAUCACAGAGCCUGAAUCUGCAGCUGCACCCACCACUGAAAACCUGCCCGUCCAGUCCUGAAGGGCUGAGACUGACCCACAGCUCCUGUUCCCAUCAUAGUGAAACCACAGGGAAACUUUUGUUCACCUGAACUAAUAUGGAUGCUGGUCACAAGUGUCUCUUUUUACAACCUGGACUAUUAAUAAGGCAGCUGAAUAGAUUUAAUGGUACAGUUGGGUGUAAACUGAGAAAAGAAGCUGUUGUAUUACUUCUUAGGGUGAACAAACACUACUUACAGAUAUUGAUAUGGAUGAAAUAUAUGUUUUACUUUAACAGAUGUUUGGAUUAGGAGUCAGUAUGGCUGUUAAUGAUGAUUUUCACAUGGCUCUAGUUAAACUAGAACCAGCUGCAACUCAACCUCUUGCCUUUUCUCCAAUUUUACACUCACAGUGAGCAGCACGAUUUAGCACAUAAAAUGACUUUUAUAGAGUCCUCAGGUGCGAAGUGUGAAAAAAGGGAGAGUAGGAAAGUCGGAAAUGCAUGUACAGCUUUUGAGGGAUUUAGACCUUAUUAGAGCACAAUGUUGCUGUCAAAACUCAAAGGACAGUUUUUCUUCUGUCUUCGUUGUAACUGGUUUCUAUGAGAGGCUCAGCUGAUUUCUACUGAUAUUGUCUGAAGUAAUAUUUAGCACUGGUUAUUAUGUAUGUAAGAUGCAUAGGAAAUCUAUUUUUAAAAUCCAAUGAGCAUGAUAGGAUUAGUUAAUUGCAUAUUAGCUAAUCAAUAAAGAUUUAUAGGUGCAGCUUGUCUAGAAUUAUAACACUGCUUUUCAUUUUACAUCAUUUAUAUUCAUGCAAUAGCAGCUUAUGAACAUGUCAAGUGCAAUAAUAAAUUAAUAUAUAGAUAUAAA
Amphiprion ocellaris (clown anemonefish) is the source of this 1909-nucleotide messenger RNA. RefSeq names its product gap junction protein beta 7 (gene gjb7). The coding region runs from base 283 to 1083 and encodes 266 amino acids. Gene Ontology annotation, cellular component: connexin complex. Gene Ontology annotation, biological process: cell communication. Lineage: Eukaryota; Metazoa; Chordata; Actinopteri; Pomacentridae. The record is from RefSeq and is a predicted model, not a curated record. The transcript is spliced from 2 exons.